AUGGCAGCGCUGCCCGGUGCCGCGCCCCCUCGGCUGCUUCUCAUCUCUGGCAAAGCGGCCGAGCCGCCCGGCCCCGCGACGGGUAGGCAGCUUUCCGUGGUCCUGCCGGCAGGAGCCGCCUCUGGCACCCCGGGUCUAGAGGGCCCGCAGCCGGCCCGCAAGCGGCAGCGACUCACCCAUUUGAGCCCGGAGGAGAAGGCGCUGCGCAGGAAGCUGAAGAACCGCGUGGCGGCCCAGAGCGCCCGAGACAGGAAGAAGGCGCGGAUGACGGAGCUGGAGCAGCAGGUGGUGGAACUGGAGGAGGAGAACCAGAAGCUGCUACUUGAAAACCAGCUCCUGCGGGAGAGGACGUGUAACCUCACCCUGGAGAACCAGGAGCUACGCUGCCGCCUGGGCCUAGAUGCUCUGAAGACGGAGGAGAAGGAAUCCAAGGCUGGUGACCGGGUCCGCUGAGUCCGCAGCACUCAGACUACGUGUUCCUCUGCAGCAGGUGCAGGCCCAGCAGUCACCAUUCCUGAUCGCUUCCACAUGGAUUCUGAUGGCAGUGAUUCUUCAGACUCAGAGCCUGAUCUGCUCUUGGGCUUUCUGGACAGUCUGGACCCAGACAUGUUUCUCAAAUACACUGAUCCAGAGUCAACCUGCCUGGAGAAGCUGGAGGAAGAGAUCUGUGGAGAAACAAAUUCCUUACCACCCUCCUCCUCUGCCUCUUUGGGGUCCUCAUCAGCUAAGCUGGCAGCCAUUAAUGAACUGAUAAGGUUUGAUCAUGUGUACACAAAGCCCCUGAUACUGGAGAUUCCUGUUAAAAUGGGCAACCAAACCAACAUGCUAGUGAAAAUUGAAGAAGUAUCUCUCUUUCCAUCUGAAGACAAAGCUAUCCCCAAGGUCCCAGUGUCUGUGAAAGAGGAACCUGUAGACAGCUUCAUGCCUGAACUGGGUUUCUCUCAUCUGCUUUCUUCUCAUCGUAGCCCUGCAGCCUCAAACUAUCUGUUGGAUGCCUGUAGUGACUCUGGGUAUGAAGGGUCCCCAUCGCCCUUCAGUGACAUGUCUUCUCCACUUGCCACUGACCAUGCCUGGGAGGAUAGCUUUGCCAAUGAACUCUUUCCCCAGCUGAUCAGUGUCUAACUCAGUAGUGUUAACUCCCCUUGUGUAGCUGUCCUGGCAGAAGAGCCAGCCUCUGUGGAGGGAGGGGGCAUCCAGUGUGUUCAGGAAAGUGGUGCUCAUUUCAGCCCCUGCUAGCAGAGGGGUGAUGGCCAACACUUUCCUGCUGGUAUGAGAGCCUAUCCUGUCCUGCCCUCCUCUCACAUCAGGGUUGGCUUAGGAAGGAGGAGAGCUUAUGUUUCAAUUACUUGCCAAUUCUACAUGAACCUAAAAGUAAACAUUUUGGUUUUGCAUUCAAAUUUUGACCAGAAACUGCAACAGCAUCUGUAUGGACAGCUGGGUUAAGACUGAAUAGUCCGCUCCCCUCCCAGAUUCACGGUGUAAAUGCUUGGUUUCCGUUUGCUGUGUAGAGUUGCUUUCUCUGUGUAAUAUUUAACUCUGGUGCAAUUAAAGUGCA
Messenger RNA from Indicator indicator, 1555 nucleotides. RefSeq names its product X-box binding protein 1 (gene XBP1). Gene Ontology annotation, cellular component: nucleus. The transcript has 5 exons. Lineage: Eukaryota; Metazoa; Chordata; Aves; Piciformes; Indicatoridae. Gene Ontology annotation, molecular function: DNA-binding transcription factor activity, RNA polymerase II-specific; RNA polymerase II transcription regulatory region sequence-specific DNA binding. The record is from RefSeq and is a predicted model, not a curated record.